UACAAAAGGUAGCAGUGUGGCACGCCGGAGAGGACGACGGUUUGUACGGGCUUCAACCAGCGUAGUCCGGUCGAGCAGAUGGUGGCGCCGGAGACGGGGACGGCGGCCGGCCGCAAGACCUGGCCGGACGAGUGCAAGAGCCUGUGGCAGAUCGCUGGGCCGGUGAUCCUCACCGGGGUCUUCCAGUUCCUGAUAGGGUUCGUCACCGCGGCCUUCGUCGGCCACAUCGGCAAGGUCGAGCUCGCCGCCGUCUCCAUAGUCAACGGCGUCAUCGAAGGCCUCGCCUUCGGCCUCCUGCUUGGCAUGGGGAGCGCCCUGGAGACGCUGUGCGGGCAGGCGGUGGGAGCCGGGCAGCUCCACACGCUGGGCGUCUACCUGCAGCGGUCGUGGAUCAUCUGCCUCGCCACGGCAGCCGCGCUGCUCCCGAUCUACGCGUUCACGGACCCAAUCCUCCGCCUGCUCCGGCAGUCCCCGGCCAUCUCGGCGGUGGCGGGACGGUACGCCCGGUGGUGCGUGCCGCAGCUCUUCGCCUACGCCGUCAACUUCCCCAUGCAGAAGUUCUACCAGGCGCAGAGCCGGGUGUGGGUCAUGACGCUCAUCUCCGGCGCCGUCGUCGGCGUGCACGCGCUGCUCAGCUGGCUCGUCGUGGCAAGGCUCGGGCGGGGCCUCCUGGGCGCGGCCAUGGUUGGCAACGUGUCGUGGUGGCUCAUCAACGCGGCGCAGUUCGUGUACGUCGUCGGCGGGUCGUUCCCGGAGGCAUGGACGGGGUUCUCGCAGAAGACGUUCGCCAGCCUCGGCGGCUUCGUCAAGCUCUCGCUCGCGUCCGCCGUCAUGCUGUGCCUGGAGAUGUGGUACUAUACAGCAGUGCUCAUUUUGGUGGGUUGCUUGAAGAACCCGGAGAUUCAAGUUGGGGCCGUUUCAAUAUGCAUGAACUAUAACAUCUGGACGUUGAUGGUGUCUGUUGGCUUUAAUGCUGCAGUGAGUGUUCGCGUGGCAAACGAACUUGGCGCCAGACACCCGAAAGCAGCCAAGUUCUCGGUCGUCGUGGCCGUCAUCACGUCGGUUGCCGUUGGUCUCAUCUUCACGCUCGUCACCCUCGUGGCGAGGAAGCAACUGCCGAGGCUCUUCACCAGCGACGAUCUGCUUGUCAAGGAGACAACAAAACUAGGGUAUCUUCUGGCUGCCACCAUAUCUCUCAACAGCAUCCAGCCGGUGUUAUCAGGAGUGGCGAUUGGGGCUGGAUGGCAAUCCUUGGUCGCAUUCGUGAACAUUGCAUGUUACUAUCUUGUUGGCUUGCCUCUUGCAGCUGUUUUUGGCUUCAAGUUGAAACUUAACGCAACAGGGAUUUGGGUGGGGAUGCUGAUCGGCACGAUUUUGCAGACCACCAUUCUGUUUGUGAUCCUCUUCAAAACUAAAUGGGAGAAAGAGGCUAUGCUGGCGGAAGAGCGGGUGCGAGCCUGGGGAGGAAGCGUCGAGCUGCCGACCAUCGAAGAAACGAGAUGAAACGUGAAUUGGAAAAUUUGACCAUGCACAAAUUAUACCAAUUUGAUUGGAAAUGGGUCACAUAGAAUGAAGAGAAGAUGGCAUAAGCAUGAUUGCCAGUUUUCGGUUAUGAAAAUUUGGCGAUUUUGGUGUUCAUAUCUUUUCCUUGAAGAAUGUCAGAAAUUUAUGCAUGGUAGCCUAUCUGAAAACCUUCUAGUGCAACCGGUAGGGGGUGUUCUUUAUUUUUCAAUGAAGAAGCUUAGAAGUUUAUGCAUCGUAGCACUUUUUAACCUCCCAGUGAAACAAUUAAAUGUAACCGGAUCGACAUAAGAUUUUAAAUUUAUUAUUCUAUACCAUAUUUUCUUUCAGAUUCUAA
Messenger RNA from Lolium perenne, 1858 nucleotides. RefSeq names its product protein DETOXIFICATION 33-like. Lineage: Eukaryota; Viridiplantae; Streptophyta; Magnoliopsida; Poales; Poaceae. Gene Ontology annotation, cellular component: membrane. The record is from RefSeq and is a predicted model, not a curated record. Gene Ontology annotation, molecular function: xenobiotic transmembrane transporter activity; antiporter activity. Gene Ontology annotation, biological process: xenobiotic detoxification by transmembrane export across the plasma membrane.